UAUAAAUUCUAACUUCUACGAUUGGCCGAUUGGCCUUUAGCUUUCCAAUUCGAAGUUCCAUCCGCCCACCUCCCUCCCUCUGCUAUCGAUUAGCUCUUAAAAAGGAGAAGAGGACAAGAGGAAGAAGAUGGUUGCUGCCGCCGGUGAGGGAGCCGCAGGUACAGUUAUAACAACGCGGCCGAGGAGGAGCGUGGUUUUCACGUACGGCACCCUAAAGCGGGGGUUUGGGAACCACGCCUUAAUGGAGGAGCUGACGAGAAGCGGAGAUGCCGUAUUCUUGGGCAGCUACCGAACCCAAGAAAAGUAUCCGCUGGUGUGCGGGCCCUACCGGGUGCCAUUUCUCCUCAACCUUCCAGGAUCGGGUGAGCGGGUAACGGGGGAGUUGUACGGCGUGUCGAGUGGCGGGCUGGCUCGCAUGGAUGAGUUGGAGGGCACGAGUCGCGGUCACUACGAGAGGCUGCCCAUAAAGCUGGUGGUCCUGGACGAGGGGGAGACGGAGGAAGCGGAGGCGUAUUUUGCGCACAGCAGCUACGCAAGGGAGCUGUGGAUGAAGAACGGGAGGAGGGGUUUGUGCGCGUAUUCGGAGAAAGAAGCGCGCGGGUACGUGAAGCGCAAUGAAAGGCCGCAGCAUCUCACCUUUCUCGACCACAUUCAUCUGUUUGUGUCCUCCGCCUCCGACGAACCAUCAGAUUCAUCAGAUCCAUUGACUUUCAAUUAAUGAGACGCAUUGAAUUUGAAUCGAAGGGAUUGUAUUCAAUUGAGAUCAAUGAAUUCAGAGUAUCUAAUUAGGAUUUUAAGUGAUUCUCUGAAAUCCAAUAUGUAUUAAAUCAGGAUUUCAAGAUAGUUUA
Molecule: messenger RNA, 848 nt
Organism: Malus domestica (apple)
Lineage: Eukaryota; Viridiplantae; Streptophyta; Magnoliopsida; Rosales; Rosaceae
Product: putative gamma-glutamylcyclotransferase At3g02910
Cellular component (GO): cytosol
Molecular function (GO): gamma-glutamylaminecyclotransferase activity
Source: RefSeq, a predicted model, not a curated record